This is a messenger RNA of Rotaria sp. Silwood2, 279 nucleotides long. Lineage: Eukaryota; Metazoa; Rotifera; Eurotatoria; Philodinida; Philodinidae. The record is from the annotation of a GenBank genome assembly.
AUGAAAAAAAAGAUUAAUGUAUCAUUAAAUGGUACUGAUUUUGGUGAAGAAAGUCAACCAGAGGUUGACUUACCAUUUCAGUCAACAUUAGUUGGCUUUAUCGUUUAUACAAAUCGAGAUGGAGAAAGUGUUGAUCUAUUGCAAUUGUAUGGUGUUAGAACUCACCUUGGUCGUUUUGCUGCUCUAGUUAUGGAUACUUUAUUUACAAAGGAAGAGUUAACAUCCAUUACAAAAGAUGAACUAGUAAAAGAUGAUCGUUAUCUAAUUAUAAAAGGUUAG